CAAACACGGACACACGCAUCCACCAAAAUUAUAGUUCACGACAGCUGUUUGCGUUCCGAGAGGAAUAAAGCAAAGCUCCCCCUCGCAAGCCUUAAAGAAGAGGCAAGAAAAACAAGGCCCACGAUCGAACAGCUCCAGAAGUCACGCGUUUCCUUCUUCCCUGCUGGAGUAGUUCGAGAAUGGCGGCGGGUCGGCUUCGGAAUGAGAAUUCGAACGGGUUGUGCUGGGUGGGUGGCAUCUUGGCCUCUGUUCUCGGAGUCUUGAUUCUUUACCGUUUGGUUGCGAGAAAGAGGAGACGAAAUGGGAGGGAAUGCGUUAAAAGGAUGAGAACCGCGAAGGACGAGGAGAGCAGAUCGGUGAACGAAAAUGGCGGGGGCGACUUUGACGUCAUCGUCGUCGGAGCUGGGGUGGCUGGCUCUGCUCUCGCCUACACGCUCGGGAAGGACGGCCGCCGAGUGCAUGUGAUUGAAAGGGACUUGUCGGAGCCUGACCGGAUUGUCGGAGAGCUAUUGCAACCAGGUGGUUACCUCAAACUGAUUGAGUUGGGACUUGAAGAUUGCGUGGAGAAAAUUGAUGCACAACAGGUGUUUGGUUAUGCACUCUUCAAGGAUGGACGAAAUACACGACUUUCCUAUCCACUGGAAAUGUUUAGCUCUGAUGUGUCUGGUAGGAGCUUCCACAAUGGCCGCUUCAUACAGAAAAUGCGGGAAAAAGCAGCCACUCUCCCCAACGUGCAACUGGAGCAAGGGACAGUCACUUCUUUGCUUGAAGACAAUGGAACUGUCAAAGGAAUCCAAUACAAGACAAGAACAGGUCAAGAGCUCACUGCAUAUGCACCCUUGACCGUUGUUUGUGAUGGAUGCUUCUCGAAUUUGCGACGUUCCCUUUGCGAUCCCAAGGUUGAUGUGCCGUCCUGUUUUGUUGGUCUAGUUCUGGAGAACUGCAACCUUCCUUAUGCGAACCAUGGGCACGUCAUUUUAGCUGAUCCCUCUCCAAUCCUCUUUUACCCCAUCAGUAGCACCGAGGUCCGCUGUCUGGUUGACGUACCAGGCCAAAAGGUGCCUUCAAUUUCAAACGGGGAAAUGGCAAACUAUCUAAAAACCGUGGUAGCACCUCAGGUUCCCCCUGAAAUCCUUGAUGCCUUUGUGGCAGCGGUGGAUAGAGGAAACAUGCGGACCAUGCCAAACAGAAGCAUGCCGGCCAUUCCACAUCCCACUCCAGGAGCUUUGCUAAUGGGGGACGCUUUCAAUAUGCGUCAUCCGUUAACCGGAGGAGGAAUGACCGUGGCACUCUCUGAUAUUGUUGUGCUACGGGAUCUUCUACGGCCUUUGAGGAACCUCAAUGAUGCGCCUGCUCUCUGCAGAUAUCUCGAAUCAUUCUACACGUUGCGUAAGCCGGUGGCAUCCACGAUAAAUACGCUGGCAGGGGCUUUGCACAAGGUCUUUUGUGCAUCGCCCGAUGAAGCAAGGAAGGAGAUGCGACAGGCAUGCUUCGACUAUCUUUGCCUUGGGGGCUUGUUCUCGACAGGACCCAUUUCUUUGCUCUCCGGUCUGAAUCCUCGUCCACUGAGCUUGGUUCUCCAUUUCUUUGCGGUUGCGAUCUAUGGUGUGGGGCGUUUGUUGCUGCCGUUCCCUUCUCCCAAACGCAUCUGGAUCGGAUUCAGAUUAAUUUCGGGCGCAUCCGGGAUUAUAUUCCCGAUCAUCCGAGCAGAAGGGGUUAGGCAAAUGUUCUUCCCGGCGACUGUCCCAGCAUAUUACAGAGCUCCACCGGUCAAGUGAGUGUCGGUUUAGUGAAGUUAGGUUGCUGCCGUGACCGAAGAAAGUUUUUGUAUUUUUAUGUGCAUCUGCUGCUCCUUUUUCAGAAGUCCAGGGAGGUUGAAUGUUCUCCCAACUAGGAGUUGAAUAGUUGAACUUAUAUACAUGUAAUUUAGCUUUUCUCUUGAUAGUAAGCCCACGUUUGGUGGUUCCA
This is a messenger RNA of Eucalyptus grandis, 1968 nucleotides long. RefSeq names its product squalene monooxygenase SE1. Gene Ontology annotation, cellular component: membrane; endoplasmic reticulum. NCBI's taxonomy places the organism in Eukaryota, Viridiplantae, Streptophyta, Magnoliopsida, Myrtales, Myrtaceae. Gene Ontology annotation, biological process: sterol biosynthetic process. The transcript is spliced from 8 exons. Gene Ontology annotation, molecular function: squalene monooxygenase activity; flavin adenine dinucleotide binding. The coding region runs from base 180 to 1778 and encodes 532 amino acids. The record is from RefSeq and is a predicted model, not a curated record.